This is a messenger RNA of Vombatus ursinus (common wombat), 4666 nucleotides long. RefSeq names its product inositol polyphosphate-5-phosphatase F (gene INPP5F). The coding region runs from base 1 to 3396 and encodes 1131 amino acids. Gene Ontology annotation, cellular component: early endosome; clathrin-coated endocytic vesicle. Gene Ontology annotation, molecular function: phosphatidylinositol-4-phosphate phosphatase activity. The record is from RefSeq and is a predicted model, not a curated record. Lineage: Eukaryota; Metazoa; Chordata; Mammalia; Diprotodontia; Vombatidae. Gene Ontology annotation, biological process: regulation of endocytic recycling; phosphatidylinositol dephosphorylation. The transcript is spliced from 20 exons.
AUGGAGCUCUUCCAAGCCAAGGAUCACUACAUCCUGCAGCAGGGCGAGCGCGCGCUCUGGUGCAGCCGCCGGGACGGGCGCCUGCAGCUGCGACCCGCCACUGACCUUCUUUUGGCCUGGAAUCCCAUUUGUUUGGGGCUGGUGGAAGGUGUUAUUGGGAAAGUUCAACUCCAUUCAGAUCUCCCAUGGUGGCUUAUCUUAAUUCGUCAGAAAGCCUUGAUAGGCAAACUUCCUGGAGACCAUGAGGUCUGCAAAAUUACCAAAAUUGCUGUAUUAUCACUUUCUGAAAUGGAACCUCAAGAUCUUGAGCUGGAGCUGUGUAAGAAGCACCAUUUUGGAAUUAACAAGCCAGAGAAGAUUACACAAUCUCCUGAUGACUCAAAGUUUCUACUUAAGACCUUUACUCAUAUUAAAUCAAAUGUAUCUGUUCCCAAUAAAAAGAAGGUGAAGGAGAGUAAAGAGAAGGAGAAGUUAGAAAGGAGAUUACUGGAAGAGUUGUUAAAAAUGUUCAUGGAUUCAGAAUCCUUUUAUUAUAGCUUAACUUACGACUUGACCAACUCAGUGCAAAGGCAGAGUGUUUGUGAGAACAAAAACUUACCACUCUGGCAAAAUGUUGAUGAGAGAUUUUUUUGGAAUAGAUACAUGAUAAAAGAUCUAAUCGAGAUUGGUACUUCUGAAGUGGAUUUUUGGAUUAUCCCAGUCAUCCAAGGUUUUGUGCAGAUUGAAGAACUUGUGGUUAACUAUAAUGAAUCAUCUGAUGAGGAGAAAAGCAGCCCAGAUACUCCUCCUCAAGAGUCCUCUUGUGUAGAUGAUAUUUAUCCCCGAUUUCUUGUGGCUCUCAUUUCACGCCGAAGCAGGCAUAGAGCUGGGAUGCGAUACAAACGAAGAGGAGUUGAUAAAAAUGGAAAUGUUGCAAAUUAUGUAGAGACUGAGCAGUUAAUUCAUGUUCAUAAUCACACACUAUCAUUUAUUCAGACACGAGGCUCUGUUCCUGUUUUUUGGAGCCAGGUUGGUUAUCGGUACAAUCCUAGACCACGGCUGGACAAAAAUGAAAAGGAAACAGUUGCAUAUUUCUCAGCACAUUUUGAAGAGCAAUUGAAAAUUUACAAAAAACAGGUUAUCAUUAAUUUGGUAGAUCAAGCAGGAAGAGAAAAGAUUAUUGGAGAUGCUUACCUCAAGCAGGUGUUGCUUUUCAACAACUCAAAUCUCACUUAUGUUUCAUUUGACUUUCAUGAACAUUGCCGAGGAAUGAAAUUUGAGAAUGUUCAGACUCUAACGGAUGCCAUUCAUGACAUUAUUCUGGACAUGAAGUGGUGUUGGGUUGAUCAAGCAGGGGUAAUAUGUAAGCAGGAAGGGAUUUUUCGAGUUAAUUGCAUGGACUGCUUGGAUCGUACAAAUGUAGUGCAAGCUGCUAUUGCAAGAGUGGUCAUGGAACAGCAGCUAAAGAAAUUAGGUGUGAUGCCCCCUGAGCAACCAUUGCCAAUGAAAUGCAAUCGAAUCUACCAGAUAAUGUGGGCAAAUAAUGGUGAUUCCAUAAGCAGACAGUAUGCUGGAACAGCAGCUUUGAAGGGUGACUUCACUAGGACUGGUGAAAGGAAAUUGGCAGGAGUCAUGAAAGAUGGAGUUAAUUCUGCUAAUAGGUAUUACCUGAAUCGCUUUAAGGAUGCUUACAGACAAGCAGUUAUAGAUUUGAUGCAAGGCAUUCCUGUGACUGAAGAUCUCUAUUCCAUAUUUACAAAAGAGAAAGAACAUGAGGCUUUGGAUAAGGAAAAUCAGAGAAGCCACCAGGAACUGAUCAGCCAACUUUUACAGAGCUAUAUGAAAUUACUGCUGCCUGAUGAUGAAAAAUUCCAUGGGGGAUGGGCCCUUAUUGAUUGUGAUCCAAGCCUUAUUGAUGCAACUCAUAAAGAUGUGGAUGUGCUGCUACUGCUUUCUAACUCUGCAUACUACGUGGCCUAUUAUGAUGAUGAAGUUGAUAAAGUAAAUCAGUAUCAAAGACUGAGCCUGGAAAACUUGGAGAAAAUAGAAAUAGGUCCUGAACCCACUCUUUUUGGGAAACCAAAGUUUUCCUGCAUGAGGUUACACUAUAAACAUAAAGAAACAAGUGGCUAUUUCCAUACCCUUCGAGCAGUGGUGCGUAACUCAGAAGAGGAUGGAAAAGACACUCUUCAGUGCAUUGCAGAGAUGCUGCAGAUCACCAAGGAAGCCAUGGGUUUAGAUGUACCCAUCAUAGAGAAAAAACUAGAGAGGAAGAGUAGUAAACCUCAUGAGGACAUCAUUGGGAUUAGAGCUCAAAACCAAGGAUCUUUGGCUCAAGGAAAGAAUUUUUUGAUGAGCAAAUUUUCAUCUCUAAAUCAAAAAGUGAAACAGACCAAAUCCAACGUCAGUAUUGGCAACCUACGCAAGCUAGGAAGCUUCACAAAACCUGAAGUGAAAGUCAACUUUUUAAAACCAAACUUGACAGUGAAUCUUUGGAAAUCAGAUAGUAGUCUUGAAACUAUGGAAAAUACAGGUGUGAUGGAUAGUAAAGUUCAGAUACAAUCUGAUGAGGAGAUAUCUUCAGAUGACUCAUUCCAUUCCGAUGAGUACUUUACAAAUUCAAAGUGUGAAGAGGACAGGCAACUAGCUAAUUCUUUAGAAAAUGUGGGGCCAGUGGACUAUGUUCUUCCUAGUUGUGGCAUUAUUGCUUCAGCUCCAAGAUUGGGCAGUCGAUCUCAGUCUAUAAGCAGCACUGACAUUACCAUUCAUGUUCCUUCUGAAAUGGUUAUGCCACAUGGAACUAGCCUGGGAAAAGGGCUGCCGUCUCCCAUGAAGAAAAGUCCUUCUGCUGACAAUGUAUUAAUUGACUUUGCUAAGCCCAUAGAUGCUUAUUGCCACAGGUUUGUACAGGAUGCUGAAAAUAAGGUGACACAGCCAUUAGAAACUGAGUCUGCUUCCCAACAGGCUACUGAGGAAGGCUAUCAGUCUACCAUUGAGGAGUAUAAGACUAAAGAAACCAAAUCAGAAGGAAUGAGAGAAAUACCUUCUCGACCAUCUAAGUUGGAUGUCCCUUCUGAGACAGGACCACAUUUUUUGUCAGUCGAACCAUCUAAUUUUGCUACAGCUCAGAAAACCCCAGGUUCUGUAUCUAGCAUACUUGAACUUGAAGCAGGAGCUAACCCAACACCUUCCCCUGCAGAAAGCAAUGGUAGUAGAGCAGUCUCCCCUUUUGCAAAGAUCCGAAGUUCCAUGGUUCAGGUUGCUAAUAUUACCCAAGCUGGACUGACCCACGGGAUAAACUUUGCAGUCGCUAAAGUCCAGAAGAGCCCAGCAGAACAUGAGGUAGUUAAUGUGGUAGAACAAAAUGAACUUAAAGACAUGUUUACCCAAUGUCAGACUAGAAUAAUUCAGAUUUAGCUAACCACAAAUAGUUCUUCGAUGGCUUGUAUAUAAUCCUAAAGAAAAUUAUUUCAUACCAAAAUACCAUUAUUACAUGUACUGCCUAAAUGUGGGGAUCAAAACUGCGAACUGUGUAUUUUUGGAGGAUGGUUUUGAGACUUUCUGAGCAGGAUUCAGAAUUUCUAAGAGCACUGAGAUGAUAUUCACAUUAGAAUGUUUUGCAGGUAGUUUAUACACUGGCACUAACAAACAAGCUAUUCAUUUAAAUUCCAGAAUCCAUAAUUUGGGGACACAAUCUGUAAAAUGCUUCCACUAAAAGGCUGGAUCUGGACAUAUUUACCGAAUGGGUAAUUCACAGCUAAAAAUCAAAUGUUUUAUCUAUAAGGUACAUUAUGUUUAUUUGGGGGAUUUGUGUAUUUUAAUCCUUGUUUUAGUUGUGUGUUCUAUUGACUAACAGUCUGUAGUGUCAUUUCUGUGUUAGUAUUUCUGUAAGGUAAUUGGUAAGUUGGUUAGUUAAAGGAGUUUUAAAAGUAGUUGUUUUAAGACUGAGUUGAAUGUGGAAAAUGUUUGAGAUGCAAAAAAAAUAAAUGAUUGCUUUUGUGAUUUUGUUUAAACAUCCAUUUCCCUAUAAAGAGCUAAUUUAGGAAUACUAUAGUCAGGAACCAGGUACCCUUUGACCUGAUUAUCCACUUGAAGAGAAGAAAUUAGAAUAUAUUACUGCCUACACAUCUGCAAAUGCGGAAUCUAGGAGCACUAAAAGCUCGGGUGUUAAAAUAAAUCUGAACAUACACAGAUUGUGUGACCAUGCACUGCGUGGAUACCCUAUGAGCCUUUUAAAGUGCUUUCAGGAAUGAAGUGAUAACUACUUUAUGCGUAUAAUUGAGUAUUUAUUAAGAACUUAUAAGUAUGAAUAGGAAUGAAAUUUGUUUCUAACAAUUCACAGUAGGGAUUUUCCCAUGACAUUUUCAAGAUACUAUAGAAAAAAGGAAGCUAGCUUCAAGACCAUUAAAAAUUAUGGUUUCGAGCUAUUACCCCACCAUGUGUCCUACGGGCAGACUGCACGUGGUAUCUCAAACACGUGUUGUAAUUGUGGUAUAGUGGCUCAAGAACCUUUCUUUGAUGUUGAAAUGAUUAUCAACUGAACAGAUUAUGUCUGUUGAAACUUUAAUAAGCAUUUUAACUUUUGUUAUUUAUUCAUGUUUUAUCAGUGACGUGGGUGUUUUUCGUGUGUCAAUGAAAUCUUGUCAUUGUAUAUUUAAAAUAAAGUACUAUUGUAUUUUAAUGCAAA